Molecule: messenger RNA, 2097 nt
Organism: Mycena indigotica
Lineage: Eukaryota; Fungi; Basidiomycota; Agaricomycetes; Agaricales; Mycenaceae
Product: p-loop containing nucleoside triphosphate hydrolase protein
Exons: 14
Coding region: 1-2097 (698 amino acids)
Molecular function (GO): ATP hydrolysis activity; ATP binding
Source: RefSeq, a predicted model, not a curated record
AUGUGGCUGGCCGCACCCACGAUGCACGAAUUCCUCCUCACAGUGCUCGUCGCCUUCUUGGCCGUCCUCUUCCUCUGGCGCGCCCCGGUUACUCUGGCGACUUCGGCCGUCCAGCAGCUACUCACAAGCCCACAUGCGGGAGACCUUCUUCGAUUCGUCUUCCUCGGCACUGUUAUGGAGGCCGGCCGCCAGCUCGUUUCCAUGCUGCAAGUCUCGUUUACCGACUUCUUCCGGGUGCAGGCAGAGUUCACGACGCUGGACUUUGCAUACGACUGGUGCACCGUCUACCUCGAUAGCCAACAUGUCUGGCACUCGAGCCGGGCCUUCAAGGUCAUUGCGCGGAACGCCAACGCCGGGCUCCGUCCCCUCCCAUUUGGAAAGCCGGCGCUCGGGGAGAAAGACGGGCAUCCCGACCCCAUUUACGAGCCGACACAGAUGACACCCACGCUGUUUCGCUGGCGCGGGUACUGGAUCACUGUGACGAAAACCACGGCCGGGUAUGCCCACUAUGACACGGGCGAAGAGGUUGGGGGCAGGCUUAUCAUCGCCAUCUGGAGCCGCAAACGGCAGAUCUUGGAUGACUUCGUGGAUGCUGCACGCGAGUUCUACGUGCAAUCCAGCGUUCUUCCGCGGCGUGUGAACGAAUUGGAUAAGGAGCCCAGCGGUGCGCUCACUCGAGCGACCUUCAACCAAUCGGACAGCGCGUUCGACUGGAUGCUCGCCUACCUCCGUUCGACAAAAGCCCUCGCAGGUGCAACACACUUCACGAUUAGCACAAAGCAGUCCGACCUCAGCUGGGCGGAGGGGCCGAAUGACGCUGUACGAUAUCUCCCGGGGAGCGAUACGAGGCAACAAGUCCUGUUCACGAGCCCCAAUACCGGCCGCAAGACCUGGCUUCAAGUCGUCAUCAACGCCGGCCAGCUGAACUGGACAACGAACAAUUAUGUCGGCGGGUCCAUCAGUGUCACAUUGUACAGCUCGGAUAGGACCGUCUUGCAAGACCUGAUCGAGACGGCGCGGCAGACGUAUCUUCAACAUGGGGCAUCCCGAGUCACUGUGCAUCUUGCGGAUAACCGCGGAGAGUGGGCGAAAACUGUGACCAAAGCCCGCAGGCCGAUGAAUACCCUUAUCUUGCCGGCGCAAGUCAAGGAGACACUGCUGCAAGAUGCGACCGAUUUCUUGGCCAGCGAAGAGUGGUACAACAAUGCGGGAAUUCCGCACCGGCGCGGAUAUCUUCUCUAUGGGGAGCCUGGAACGGGUAAAAGCUCGACGAUCCAUGCCCUUGCUGGCGCGCUGGGCCUCGAAAUAUACUUCGUCUCGCUCGCGAACCCCGGAGUCGACGACUACUCGCUGGCGAAACUGAUAAGCGACACGCCGGCACGGUGCAUCAUGCUGAUUGAGGAUAUCGACUGUGCAUUCCCGUCGCGUGAUAAGGACGAGGAUGAUGACGAGGAGGACGAGAUGCAACAGCCCGUAUUUGACCAGAGCGGGCGUCCGCUGCCGCCGCGCAACGCCCCUCAGCCCAUCAUCCCACGGUCGAGCGUCACGCUUUCGGGCCUGCUUAACGUCUUGGACUCGGUGUCGAGUGAGGAAGGUCGGCUGGUGUUCGCUACGACAAAUCAUAUUGAAAAUUUGGACUCGGCACUGAUACGCCCGGGAAGGAUGGACGUCAAGAUCCAAUACCGGCUGGCCGAUUCCGACCAGCUCUGUCAGAUGUUCAAGCGAUUCUUUCCCGCAGUUGCGGCGUCGCUUGAUGCGGAUGCGUUAGCGAUGGCCUUCGCUCAGGCGAUUCCGCCACACACCUACUCCAUCGCACACGUGCAGGGGUAUCUCCUCACGCAGAAGCGCGAUCCGGAGGCCGCGGUCGCCGGCAUCGCGGCGUGGGUCGCGCAGCAGGAGGCGGAGAAGGCGGCGCUCGCCGAGGCCAAGGCGAAAAAACGCGAGGACAGACGGCGCCGGCGGAGGGAACGAGAGGCUCAACUUGAGAAAGAGAGAGACGAAGAGCGCGCCAAGAGGAAUGGACAUGCGCAUGAGGGGUCUGUCAGUGGGGAGGAGGAAGGUUCUACAGGUGAUGCUGUUAACGGUGUAGCAGUCUGA